CACACAUCCUGAGGAAGGAACGCGUUUCCUGAUCCACGUUAAACAAAGAAAGGCGGUUCCAUGUGUUAAGUGUAACCAUUCUGCCCUUCUCUUCAUCCUCCAGCGCCCGCGUGUGCGUCCUUCACAUUCAUGAACACUCACCUGUGAGGAUGAGCUUGUGUCUUCUCUGGCUCGGCCUGCUCCGCAUCAGCCUGAGCGCACUGUGGCAAGCGGCCGACAUACAUGCAGCAGUGACCAUUGAUCAGGUGACGCUGACAGUGCUUCCUGCUAAUAAUGUGGAGAGUGGCACUAAUGUGAUCUUACGUUGUGAGGCCAGAGUCAGUCAGAGCCUCCCCCAGCCACUGACAUACUCCUUCAGACUCCUGCAGGACGAUCAGGUGAUAUACUCCAAAAAUAUCACCGACUCAAUGAUGGAGCGCAGUUUAUCUUCUGCCAGGGUGUCCAAUUCUGGUCGCUACCAGUGCAGUGUCCACAUCUACAAUAAGCACAAGAAGAGCAACAUCGUGUUAUUAAACGUCACAGGUCUUCAGAUCCCUAUGCUGACGGUGAAGUCUGACAUUGUGUCUGAGGGGGAAAACAUUAUUGCCACGUGCAGAGCAACAGAGGAGACGGGCUCUCUGAUGUUCUUCUUCUACGAGGAUGAUCAGGAGGUCAGGAGAGUCGUUAUUAGCAACAACUCUGUGACGACCACUCUGGCCAUGCAGGAGCUCACACAAAUUUACCUGCAAUGUGCCUAUAUGGUUAUGAUGCACCCUAAUGCUGGCCUCUCCAACAAAAGCAAUAUGGUGAAAGUUACUGUUCAAGAUCUUAAUGUGAUCACUCCACAGAUAAGCAUCUCCCCCAAAGCAAAUGUUGUUGAGGGUGACAGGGUGUGGAUCACAUGCAAUAUCUCUCAGAUCUCAGAUCUCCCUCAGAUCCCUCACAAGCAAUAUCCCUCAGAUCUUGAGUUGUACCUCACUAAAGGCAACUCCGUUCUUCGUGUAUAUCAUACAGCCUACAUAUACAGCUUCGUAGUAAGAGCUGAGGAUUCAGGGGACUAUGUUUGUAAAGCAGAGAAAGGCAGCGUGCAAAAGAAGGCAGUCAAUCAGCUAAAUGUUACAGAACUGUUCUCGAAGCCAAUUUUGAGAAUGAGCCCAGACCAGGUUUUUGAAGGAGAACGCUUCACUCUGACCUGCAGCAGUAAUGUAAUCUCCUCAGUGAAGAUCGGAAAAGCAGACAUAAAGUAUGUUUUGCUGAAAGAUGGUCGACGCAUUUCAGAAGUUGCAAAAUAUGAAAACACUGCAAGCCCUGCCACCAAUGGGCAAUACUACUGUAUGGCAACGGCUAAAGAAGUUAACAAGACCAGCUCACCACUCAAUGUAAAAGCUAAAGUACCUGUUUCUGCCCCAGUCCUUCGUGCUGUUAAUAAGGUGAUUGUUGGUAAGCCGUUCAGUGUUUCGUGUGAGGCUGAAAAUGGAACGCUUCCAAUAACCUACACCUUACUGAAGACCGAUUUUCCAGUGGCUCACAGGACAGUGGUUGAGGCAGCCAACAGGGUGAUCUUUAACAUAACCUCCAUCAGUUUUCCAGAAGAGAUCUACACCUUCACAUGUCAGGCUCAUAACCGUGGGUCAUCGUUCAGUAGGUACAGUGAGCCCCUUAGAGUACCUGUCAUAGUACCCGUUUCCAGGCCAGUCCUGGAUACAAAGGAGACUACAGUCACAGAGGGGUCAGAUCUUAUCCUCAUCUGCCGUAUACAACAGGGCACUUACCCCAUCACCUUCACCUGGUAUCAUAACAGAGUUAUGCUCCUUUCCUCCAUCCAAGAGGUCAGAUCCUUAGAAGGAAGACAUGUUGUCAAAGCCAUCGAACGAGACCAGAGAGGCGACUACUACUGUGAGGCGUCCAAUUAUGCCUCUGAAACCAAAAAGAGUUAUCCAGCCAGAAUUGGUGUCAGUUUAGCGCUGUGGAAGAAAGCACUUAUUGGAGUGUUCUGUAUCUUGCUUUUGGUGGCUAUCGUCAUAGUCCUGACAGUAUUUUUUAAGAAAAUGUCCCAUCAACGCAGAGAAAAGCAAGCAACUGAGUUAUCAGUAAAACCUUCAAGGCCCAAAUCAGGUGACCCAAUGAGAAUAAGCCUUACUCUCGACAUUGAAGACAACACCGCUCUCAAUGGAACUCCCUGUGUGAUGGGCAGGAAUGUCUGGAGUGAACAUGUAUCUGGCUCAGAUUCUGAUGAUCAUACUGAUGAAGACUCUCAGCUCGUUCAGCCACAGGAAGUGGAUCCCAGCAGAGAAGUUCCUGUGACACAAAGCAUAGAGCCCGAAUACAGUGUCCAGCACACAGAAGUCCAGGUGUCCACACCAGGAGUUUCGGAAGAGGCUGAGGGCGUAAGUGACGCACAAUGUUGACACACAGACACACAAGUCCACAUGUAGCAGGCAGUCCUGGAAUAUGCACAACUCAACAACAGUGAACAAGAACCUGCAUAGAGUCUCAACACUUACACUUAAUUUAUUCAGUUUCUCCACCACCAGAAGCUGAUUUUCAUUCAUGAUGUGCUGACAUUGAAUAUUUUACUUUGUUGAUAUUAUUACCAAUACUUUGUGGCUUAGGUUGUUUUUUAAGUGAGUAAAAUUGUGUUGUGAUGUUUAUAUAUGAGAGAUUAAAAUCUGUCAAAUCAUG
Onychostoma macrolepis is the source of this 2661-nucleotide messenger RNA. It is a transcript of the gene pecam1a, whose product is annotated as platelet and endothelial cell adhesion molecule 1a. The record is from RefSeq and is a predicted model, not a curated record. The transcript is spliced from 15 exons. Bases 150 to 2387 code for a protein of 745 amino acids. Gene Ontology annotation, biological process: cell surface receptor signaling pathway. Gene Ontology annotation, molecular function: transmembrane signaling receptor activity. Lineage: Eukaryota; Metazoa; Chordata; Actinopteri; Cypriniformes; Cyprinidae.